UUCAAAGUUAAAAGAAUAGAUUUUUUUAUAAAUUAUAUUUAAUAUGGCAGAUUAGUGCAAUGAGUUUAAGUUUCAUUUAAAAAAUUAAAAUAUUUUUAUUAAAAUAUGUUUAUUAUAAUAUUUUUUGAUAUAGUUUUAAGAAAUUUAAUUAUAAUUUUAGUUGUAUUAGUAGGGGUAGCUUUUCUAACUUUAUUAGAACGAAAGGUUUUGGGGUAUAUUCAGAUUCGUAAAGGGCCAAAUAAAAUUUUAAUUAAAGGAAUUUUACAACCUUUUAGAGAUGCAGUAAAGUUAAUAAGUAAAGAGUUUUUUUUAAUUAAAAAUUUAAAUUAUAUAUUUUAUUUAUUUAGACCUUGUUUUAGAUUUUUGUUAAUAUUAAUAAUAUGAUUGUUAAUUUCAAAUUUUUAUAAUUUAUUUUGUAAUAAUUUUAGAAUAUUACUUAUUUUAUGUUUUUUAAGUAUAGGGGUUUAUAUAAUAAUGUUAAGAGGAUGAUCUUCUAAUUCAAUGUAUUCUAUAUUAGGAAGAAUUCGGGCAGUUUCUCAAUCUAUUUCAUAUGAAGUUAGUUUAAUUUUACUUUUAUUAAGUAGGUUAAUAUUUAUUGAAAGUUUUGAUUUAAAAAUUUUUAUUAAAAUACUUAUGAGAUCUGCGUGUCUCUCAAUGGAAACGCCUUAA
This is a messenger RNA of Leptopilina boulardi, 669 nucleotides long. Its product is annotated as NADH-ubiquinone oxidoreductase chain 1-like. Gene Ontology annotation, cellular component: membrane. The record is from RefSeq and is a predicted model, not a curated record. Gene Ontology annotation, biological process: aerobic respiration. The transcript has 2 exons. Lineage: Eukaryota; Metazoa; Arthropoda; Insecta; Hymenoptera; Figitidae. Gene Ontology annotation, molecular function: NADH dehydrogenase activity.